This is a messenger RNA of Anopheles maculipalpis, 2472 nucleotides long. Its product is annotated as sodium-coupled monocarboxylate transporter 1. The record is from RefSeq and is a predicted model, not a curated record. Gene Ontology annotation, biological process: transmembrane transport; sodium ion transport. Gene Ontology annotation, cellular component: membrane. NCBI's taxonomy places the organism in Eukaryota, Metazoa, Arthropoda, Insecta, Diptera, Culicidae. The transcript is spliced from 11 exons. The coding region runs from base 1 to 2472 and encodes 823 amino acids. Gene Ontology annotation, molecular function: symporter activity.
AUGGCGCACCAAAUGUCCACUGCAACAGCUUCGUGGUGGUGUCUUGUGGUGGUGGUGGUGUGGUGCUUUCUCGCACUCGGUACCGUCGAACCGGCCACAACAGUGUCCAGCUCAGUUCGGCAGGAAGGCGCGAAUGUAGUCCGGGAUGGUGAGGAAAGCGCACCGCCGCCCACUGGCUCGAGAGCAUCGUUCACCGUGUACGACUACUUGGCUGUCGCAUUCAUGCUGAUCAUCUCGAUUGGCAUCGGCGUCUUCUAUGGGUGGUUCGAGAAGAAGGGCGCCGCGAAUGGCGAUGCGAGCGAUGCAGAUUCCAGCGAUGACUUCCUGCUUGGGUCGGGCAUGAGCCUGUUUCCGGUGACGCUUAGCCUUACCACGAGCUUUAUUACGGCUAUCGAGCUGCUCGGCAACCCGUCGGAGAUGUUUUUCAAUGGCACGCAGUUCUCGCUAAUCGUCAUCUCGAUGGUACUGGUUGUGCCGGUUGCGGUGAAAGUGUUCUACCCGAUCUACUACAAAUUGGAGGUCACCAGCUGUUACGAGUAUCUCGGGAUGCGGUUCGAUAAGCGGAUCAGAGUUUUUGGCGGUGUACUUUACAUCCUUCAGAUGCUGUUCUACACGUCGGUAGCCGUCUUGGCACCUGCCAUCGCCCUCUCGGAAGCAACAGGUCUGAACAAGUACAUUGCCGUCGUCUUGAUCUACUUUGUGUGCAUCUUCUACUCGUCGCAGGGCGGCAUGAAGGCGGUCGUUAUCGCUGAUACGUUCCAGGCUUUGGUGUUGCUGCUUUCGCUGAUACUUAUACUCGUGCUCGGUACGCACUACUCGGCCGGACUGUCCGAUGUGUUUAGUCGGGCUGCGGAACACGAAAGGAUUGAAUUUUUCAACUUCGAUCCCAAUCCGACGACCCGCCAUUCGGUGUUUUCCGUCAUCAUCGGUGGCUUUUUCUACUGGACCUCGAUGUUCUGCACCAAUCAGGCGUCCGUUCAAAAAUGCAUGUCAUUAAAAUCGUUGAAAACGGCCAAGCAUGCACUCUAUUUUUCUCUGCUCGGAUUGAUUGCGGUGUUUUUGAUGAACUUCUACACGGGAUUGAUGACUUUCGCACACUAUUCCGACUGUGACCCGCUGGCGGUCAGCCAGAUCACGGCCAUGGAUCAAUUGCUGCCGUACUACGUGAUGGAUGUGUUCGGACAUAUCAAAUUCAUGGCGGGAAUUUUUGUGGCCGGCAUCUUUGCAGCUAGCUUGGGCACCGUUGCAGCGGCACUAAACUCGUUGGCGGCUGUCGCAUCCGAGGACCUGCUGGAAGCCGGCAUGCAGAUCAAGAUUCCGGACGGGAAGGGUGCCCUGUACGCAAAAUGGAUGUCCCUGGGCUUUGGAUUGGUAUCGUUCGGUCUGGUGUUUGUGGUGGAACGACUCGGCGGCAUUCUGCAGGCUACCCUUACACUGAACGGGCUGAUCGGUGGCGUUACGCUCGGAUUGUUCAGUCUUGGAAUAUUUUUCCGUCGAGCCAACAGUAAGGGUGCUUUGCUGGGCGGAAUCCUGUCACUGAUCCUGGUCAUAGUGGUAGGAGUGUUGGCACUGCUGUACAACGAAGAUACACCGCCACUACCUUCAUCGGUGGAUGGUUGUAACGCGACCGUUAUCUCUCAACUAAACCCUAAAGCAUUUGCGUACGAAAUAGAACCCUCGGAUGUUUCGGUUGUUUUAGCACUAAAGCAUGAAACGAACGAACCAUUCCGACAGCUAUUAACGAUCGUCAAAAAAGAUGGCUCGUCUGAUGGAACUGAGAUGGAAAAUAAUUUCUAUGGAUUAUCCGCUGAACAUGGUUCAGCCAGCAUGCACAACGAAGCUUUGAAAGCAUUUCCGAAACAGGAAAACGCAUCCAACAGUUCGUCCUCAUGGUUUGCGGCGGUGUACCAAAUCAGCUACAUGUGGUACAGUUGCCUCGGGACUUUGCUGACGGUGAUCUUCGGCUUACUCAUUUCACUGUUCACGUCGGACGAUGGUUGCAGCUGCUGGAACCGGUCGCGCAUCACAUCAGAACUACCCACCACCACCACCACCAGCACAGUCACUAACAGCACACUCAACUCCAAGGAAUCAAUCCAAUCCAAAACGGUCGUAAACGGUGAGCCGGCAAAACGUAGCAAACUCAGCGUUGGCUCGAUGGCACCGCUAGCACUGAUGAUGGGCACCUCGGUAAAGCGGUGCCCUUCCGGUGGUGGUUCGAGUUACGCCAAGUCAAAGGAAGUUCUUGCGAACGAGGCAAGCAUCGGUUCCAGCACGGCAAGCAUAUACUCCAUCGGCCAGCAGACGAUUACUUCCGAGCUGGAGGGAUCCUACACGGAAGAAGGUGGCGACGGGAAAGAGUUUGGAUCACCGGCAGCGUGGCCAAAGAUUCGGUGUGGUGAUACCAGCGAGAAAGCUACCUGUCCUACAUCACAGCCGUCAUCGAUGAAAGUGGAAAGUGAACGAUUUUAA